Molecule: messenger RNA, 1122 nt
Organism: Lachnellula hyalina
Lineage: Eukaryota; Fungi; Ascomycota; Leotiomycetes; Helotiales; Lachnaceae
Product: Reducing polyketide synthase
Exons: 5
Coding region: 1-1122 (373 amino acids)
Biological process (GO): secondary metabolite biosynthetic process; fatty acid biosynthetic process
Molecular function (GO): 3-oxoacyl-[acyl-carrier-protein] synthase activity; fatty acid synthase activity
Source: RefSeq, a predicted model, not a curated record
AUGCCCGAAAAACUUCCCGCGCUUCGGCCGAUGAAUGGCGAUGAUAAAGAUACACGAGAAGCCAUCGCCAUUAUUGGCUUGUCUUUUAAAUUUCCACAAGAAGCAACCUCGGCCCAGUAUUUCUGGGAAAUGUUAAUGCAAGGCAGAACUGCCAGCACGGAAACUCCAAAGUCACGGAUGCAUACAGAUGCAUUCCGUCUCUCAGGAGGUCGUCAAUUUGACAAGUUCACAACUAGCAAGGCAUGUUUUAUUAAAGAUGAUAUCGCAGCAUUUGACGCGCCUUUCUUCUCCAUUUCUCGCGAAGAAGCGGAAACUAUGGAUCCGCAGCAGCGCGUGCUUUUGGAGACAACAUACCGUGCUUUCGAAAACUCAGCUGGCCUACCCAUAGAGAAAGUCUCUGGCUCCAAAACAUCUGUCUUCGUAGGCAAUUUCACGGACGAUUACAAAAUGAUGUAUUGUAAAGACCCCGAACAACCAUUUCAGUAUGGCGCCACCGGCUGCUUGAUGUCGGUACUGUCUAGUAGGCUCAGUUGGUUCUUCAAUUUAACAGGCCAAAGCCUGAGUCUUGACUCGGCCUGCUCAAGCUCAUUGACAGCGGUAGAUAUUGCAUGCCAACAUCUUCUCGGAAAAGAGUCUGAUAUGAGUGUAGUAGGUGCUUCUAAUUUGAUUUUCUCUCCUGAUAUGAUGCUCCUUCUAUCGAGUUUCAAUGUACUUUCUCCCCAAGGUCGCUCUUUUGUUUUUGAUGAGAGGGCAAAUGGGUAUACAAGAGGCGAAGGUCAUGCUGUGCUCAUUUUGAAACGCUUCUCCGAUGCUUUGAAUGAUGGCGACUGCAUCAGGGCCGUGAUUCGAUCGUCAGGCAGUAACCAAGAUGGUCACACUCCGAAUGGAAUGGCCCAGCCGAGUCGAAAGGCGCAGGAAUCGCUCAUUCGACAUACAUAUGAGAAGGCUGGGCUCAGUCUUAGCCGGACAAUGUUUGUUGAAGCCCAUGGCACAGGGACGCGAUUGGGCGACGCCGUGGAAGUCAAUGCUAUUGGUAGUUCAUUCAAAAGCAGCCGGGGUGAAGUGGUGCCGUUAAGUCUAGCAUUGGACACCUUGAAGGAUGCAGUGGCUUGGCAGGCCUGA